Messenger RNA from Xyrauchen texanus (razorback sucker), 4734 nucleotides. It is a transcript of the gene hhla2a.1, whose product is annotated as HERV-H LTR-associating 2a, tandem duplicate 1. Gene Ontology annotation, cellular component: external side of plasma membrane. Gene Ontology annotation, biological process: cell surface receptor signaling pathway; positive regulation of T cell proliferation; immune response. Lineage: Eukaryota; Metazoa; Chordata; Actinopteri; Cypriniformes; Catostomidae. The transcript is spliced from 7 exons. The record is from RefSeq and is a predicted model, not a curated record. The coding region runs from base 292 to 1470 and encodes 392 amino acids.
CACAGCAGAGUCUAUAUAGUGAGUAGUCACCUGAGGAGCAAACUAUUUCUCUUUCUUUAUAUUCACAAAGACUCGUUCAGGUGGACUCAAGAGCUACUUUUCUCAUCUGUCUCUGCCAUUGAAACAGUAAAGAAGAGGAACUGGGUCUGAUUACAUCCCUGAGAGAGGCUCUUUGAAGAGUUUCAUUUUCUCAGUAAUUUUCUUUCUGUCAACACUUCUCUUUUAUUUCCACACCUCACUCUGCUCUCCGUCUCUCUCAGCUUUUUUUUUUCCCCAUUGGUUUGAGGGAGAAUGACAAAGACACACUAUGGAGUUCAUGCAGUUUUAUGGAUUCUUUCACUAGUGGAGUGUAAAAUUCCAGAGGUUCGGGUGAACUGCGUUUUCUCUGAGGACUGUACCCUGCCCUGCUCUUUCUUGCCUAACCAUACUGAUGUGAACAUUCAAUGGUACCAGCAAGAAGCACUAAUACUCCGUUUACAGCAGGUGGGAGAACAGCUCAGCAAUGGCACCAUGUGGCUGUUUAACGACCACAUCUCCAAGGGCAAUGCAUCACUGCUUGUCAAACAUGUAGACAUCAGGAAUAAAGGACGAUACAAAUGUGUGGUCAACAAUGCAACGCAGAUAUACGUUAUUGCCACAGUAGAAGCUCCCAUCAGUAUCAUCUCCAUUGACACAAACCCCUCCGGGCUGAUUCAGUGCUCUACUAAAGAUGUUUACCCUCCACCGAUGGUACAGUGGAGCACAGAACCCAGCUUAACUCCUGCUGCUCUGCAGCCCAUCACCCGCAUGGUUCCUAACGGAAAGGGCCUCUUUUCUGUUGAGAGCGUUCUGAAAGAGCAGAAUAACAGCUUAGAACAUAUUUAUGUGUGUAACAUCACCUCUAAAUAUGGCACACAAUCAUGGACAGCUUCAUUACAAUUUAAAGAAAUGAAUGACUCUGAAGGGCAAGACCUGGUCAUCCCAUGCCCAGCUCACAAGAACCUUAAGUUCUCCUCUCUUGUCUGGACUUUUACGAAAGCAAACACAACCACAGAAAUUCUCAAGUAUGACAGCUUGACCCAUAAAACCACUAGCUUCAGGGAUCACAUAAAACUUACGGAGGAGGACGUAGUGAAUGGGGAUGGAUCGCUUACCCUGCAGAAGCCUGUUGGUGCCAAUCAUUCUGGAAUCUACACAUGUGUAUUCUCAGGAGAAAAGACGAGACAUCUGAUACAGAUCCAUGUCAGUUUUACACACACCAGACAAGGGAAAGAUUUUGUUGCAUAUAAUCUGUGGAUGUUGGGUAUCGUUGUGGGUUUACUUGGUCUUCUUGCUCUGACUUUACUUAUAAAAAGAUACAAAGCUAAAUCAAAAAGGAGUCAAGAGAAUGCUCAAGCAGAUGAAGAGAUGCAAAGGAUGAACACAGCCAAACCAACAGAGCAGCCACAAGCAGAAAGUAAUCUUAUGACACAACCAAGUAGUGGCAAUUAACUCUGGAGAGAGGAAAGAAGAAUAUUACCAAGGAGAGAGAAACCAUUCUAGCAGUUUGGAAGACCCAAUAAUGGGACUGCUGACAACACAGAUAUAUCUGUGCACACAAAAUGUCAUAGUUUUUGUUUUUUUUAAGAAAAGAGCAUUUCAUUUUUUUUUAUAUAUUUUAAAGGUGCAUUGAUUCAAUAUGUAUUAUUAUUAUUAAUAAUGUUAUUAAUUUCCAUAAAACCAACACUGGCUAAUUUAUUGCAACAUAAAGAGUAAUUACUAAAUGAUGAUUACAAUUUAUUUUGAACUAAAGUAACCACAACGUGACACAGGAUUCAUUCAUACAAACAAACACCAGUGUGCUUUGAGGUUUAAAUGUGUUGUGUUUUUUCCUCUCUCUGCUUAAUUGCACCUGAUACAUGGCCAAACCAGCUCUGGUCACUAUAUGUCCACUCAUGAACCAUCUGGUUAAUCAGUUACUGAUUUAAUUGAUACGUCCACAAGGGUCUUUCUUUCCCCCUUUCUUUCUCAGCGAGAGAGAGAGAGAGACAACAUAUGUGCAUGGGGAGGUGAGAGAAAUUGUGGUAUCUCAGUACAUUGAACUGAAAAGGUGGCAUAAUCUGACAGUUAUGCUACUGCUGCAUGUAUAUGCUGCAUUUGUACUUUUUCUAAGGACCGUCAGUGUAUCUGGUAUAUUUUCUACACACACAAGUGCUCACUUUUGAUACUUUUCUAAGCAGGGGAGGGAAAAUAACAAUCCUUGUAUUUGUGGGAAAGUUAGUACACUAGGAAAAAUUAAUCAGUGCGAAUAUAAUUGUAAAAAAACACAAAAUAGCAUAUUUUUAACAAAGGAAUCUAUGUUUGUUAAUUUACUUUGAUAUUUUAAAUAACCAACGUAAUAUAUUUAUUUUUUUAUUUUUAUUGUAUGUAUUAUCUUGAGUAAUCUCUACAAGGUUUUAUCAGUGCGUGGAUUUUCGAUAUAAUAUUUAAGUUACAUUUACUUAAAAGGCUUGAGUGUUGAAUUUGAAUGAUGCAAUUUGUUUUAAACGGCAGGAAACACGUCUCUACAAUAGACUAUGCCAUGAGAUACGUGCGAUUUUAAAGUAAUUUUAAAGUUUUAACAUAUGAAGCUGCACUUAUUACUGUAAAAUACUUAAUUUUGAUUAAGUUUAUUGUUGUAACACAAAUUGGUUGUACACAGUGUGUGUGUUUUCCUUCGGGCUUGACGUAGGCGGGUUGUAAAUACAUGUGCGCCAGAUACGCAGCGGCCUGUAGGGGUGUUCGAUUUAGAGUUUUUUGGAGUCGACUCCGAUUCCCAACUCCGGCUGUUGGAAUCAACUCUUAAACUCUAUUAUUUUUUUUAAAUGAUUUUUCAAUCAGGACAGUUUCAAAAUGCAGUGCCAUCACCGGGGAUGGCAAUUAGUACCAUAUUUUCACAGCCCAAAAUUUCUUGUCAGGUAUCAACGGAAUUAUAACAAUCAUAAUUUAAUUUUCACUCGUAUUCCUCACUCAAUCCAUUGCAUAUUGCAUCUGAUUACUGCUCUGUGAUAAGGUUGUAGUUUUUCUGUAACUGCUGGUUAGUUUCUCCUACCCAAAUUCAAACACAAACGUUAGUGGGGCGGGAGAAACUUAAUCAAGAUGGUUUCCAUGCUGAUGGAAAAACAAAUCACGCAUAUUUUCUUGCUCGAUUCAUUUCAGUAACUAAUAGUCAUAUUAUGAAGACGUAAUAAUAAAAAAUAAUGAUAAUAAUAAUAAUUUGGACCAUUGAUUUUAAAUGGAACGUACAGUGUGUAGGCUACAUGAAAUCGCUUUUUAUGGAACGUAGGGUGAAAAAACGGCAUCUUUUUAAACUCUCUAACAGUCUUGACCACAACGGAUUAAAUAGCUGUGGGUUUAAUUAAGAUAUAUUGGUGUGGUUAUUGCUUUCUUCAAAUAUCACUAGCGAUGGCGAUGUUCUUGUGAAGAUUGCAGCCUUUAAUCGCAUUAGACUUUGCAUACAUUUACCUUAAAAUGUCAUUCCAUAGUUGCUGCUCAUAUCCAGUUUCAAGAGGGAAAAUAACAAGAAAGAGGCUGGGUUGGAAAUAAUGUCACUGUCAUAAAGAAACUAGACAAAUUGGGAGAAUCCACUUCUCCAUUGUCCCUUGCAUUGAUGUAAUAAUAAUUAAUCUACACAAGCUACCAAAAGUUUUCAAAUCUGUCACACCCUCUCUCUCUCUCACUCAAAGACACAUGAUGAAUGAGGUGGUGUCCCACCAACCAACAGGUGUUUGUAGAGGCUGUGAUUGGUUCAAUGAGUUUAGUAAAUCACAACAUUCUGUUCAUAAACUAGGGUUCGAGGAAUCUAUUCUUUUGGGGUCGACUCCCCAUUACCAGAGGGCAGUUCGGUCGAUAGUUGCUAUUUGCUGCAUGAAAUAAAUUCGCGAGAAGUUAUGUUCAAACUUGAACUUGUCUCUGUUUCUUAUUUUAUUAUAUUCAAGCGUUUAGGCGAACCUGAUAGGAACGCUCAGUUACAUUUCCUAUGUCAAAACAAAGUUCUCGUCAGGGGUCAAAACAACAGGAAAAAAAAAAGGUAAGAAUCAAAUUAGGUAACAGACUUAAGAAUUGAGUUAAUGUUGUUACAUAAGGUAUGUUGAGGCAAAAUGCUUGUUAAAUGAACUGAUUCAUAAAUGUAUGAUGACCCAUGUAUUGGAAGUACAUUUUGUUAAUGCUAGUCCUGCCAUAAAUCAAUAGCCUGCCACUUAAGUUGCAAGCAAUAUAGUUUUUGCUUGAAUAUACGGAUUCAGUCAAGGAGCAUUAGAUGUGGAUUUAGUUAUUGUAUAGCUGUCUGUGCUCCGUCAUUUGGAUUAAUAAUAUGUUCUUGUCUGUGUUUGUUUCAACCGGUUAGAAAUGCAGACGUGAAAUAAACAAUCUUGUCAAGACUGUCAUGUGCGCCAAACUGAGAGAGGAAAAUGGAAAAUGUAGCUACCUUUUAGGUUUUCUUGCAUUAAUUCAUUUGUGUUCACAUUCUUCAAGUGUAUCCUUGAUUUAGUGUGGCAUAUUAAUUCAAAAUAUGUUUUAUGUACAAAUCGCUAAUUAAAUGAGUAGCUAACAAUUUUUGCACAUUCCACUUUAUUAUGAAGUUUGCAAAAUGCAUUGUAUGUAUAAAGAGUUGAUGAGAACUCUUUGAAGUAGUUUAAGAAGUUCUGAAGAUUUUUUUCAAAUUGUAAUAAAAAAUUUUCAAAUUAUUAAUGUCCUGACAAUACAUUGUGAUCAGCUGAAUGCCACUUUGGUGAAUAA